CUGAUUUUUUUUGCAGAAUAAUUUCCAAAAUGACACCAAAUUCUAAAAGAAAUGAUUACAAUCAAAGCUCUCAGAAUGCUCUGUUGCCAGAUCUCCCUAAAGGCCCAUUAUGUAUUUAUAGAGAAAAAUCAUCCUUCAGUUGGAAGGAACUGUUGCUAUUCUUAGAAGGAGAAGACAUGAUCAUUUUUAAGAAAAGAAUCUUCUCAGCCUUUGAAAAUGAUCCUCUUUUUGCUCAUCACCCUGGAGAAGAAUUGCCUAUUGAGAAGUAUCGUGAACUAAACUUUCUGCGCUGCAAAAGACUUUUUGAAUAUGACUUUCUUAAUGUACGAGAGAUGAUAAAGAAUCCACUGAAAAUUUUUAUGCUGAUUAACUGCCUAGGAAUGUAUGAUUGGUCCUUAUCUAUCAAAUACUUUUUAAACAUAUAUGUUUUUGCUUCUACAAUUCAGAGUUCUGGGUCCCAAAGACAUAUGCAUUUUAUUCAGAAAACCUUAAACAUGGAGAUUUUUGGAUGUUUUGCUCUGACUGAAGUGAGUCAUGGGAGCAAUACCAAGGCUAUUCGGACAACGGCCCAAUAUGAUCCCACCACUCAGGAGUUCAUCAUCAAUUCUCCUGAUUUUGAAGCUUCUAAAUUUUCCAUUGGUAAUAUGGCAAAGAAUGCCACUCAUGCAGUAGUAUAUGCCCAGUUAUAUACCCCAGGAGGCCAGUGCCAUGGAUUACAUUCUUUUGUUGUACAGAUACGAGAUCCAAAGACACUUCUUCCGAUGCCAGGAAUCAUGGUCGGUGACAUUGGAAAGAAACUCGGACAGAAUGGUUUGGACAAUGGAUUCACCAUGUUUCAUAAUGUGAGGAUUCCCCGAGAAAACCUGCUAAACCGAACAGGUGAUGUCACUCCUGAGGGAGUCUACAAUGCUUCCAUUAAGGAUUUUCAACAACGUUUUGUUGCUUCACUGUUUUCUCUGUCUCCUGGUAGAGUUAGCGUUAUUGGAAUGUCUGUGGUGAAUUUGAAACUGGCUUUAUCAAUAGCAAUUCGUUUCUCAGCAACUCGUCGUCAGUUUGGACCAAGUGACGGUGAUGAAAUUCCAGUUCUUGAAUAUCAAAUGCAGCAAUGGCGCCUGAUUCCUUACUUGGCAGCUGCGUAUGCCUUAGAUCAUUUUGCAAAAACUUUGUUCGAGGACAUGAUAGAAUUUCAAAAAGGCCUUUUACAAAAUGAUAAAAGUAUUAGACAGGCUGAACUUGGAUAUGAAGUUCAUGCAUUAGCAUCUGCUGGCAAACCUCUAGCUUCCUGGACUGCCCAGCAAGGAGCUCAGGAAUGUCGAGAAGCUUGUGGAGGGCAUGGUUAUUUGUCCAUGAAUCAUUUGGGUGAUAUUAGAAAUGACAAUGAUCCAAACUGUACCUAUGAAGGAGAUAAUAAUGUCCUGCUUCAACAGACCAGCAAUUAUUUACUGAGAUACUUCAGAAACAGACAUCAAGAUAAAACUCGUAUUAAAACUCCCCUGGAAUCUAUAAAUUUUCUUGCAGAUUUUAAAGAUAUUCUUGGCCAAAAAUUUAUGAUAUCCAGAGUUGAAGAUUGCAUGGAUUCUUCAGUUUCUCUGGCAGCAUACAAGUGGUUGGUUUGUUACCUACUACGAGAGAGUUAUGAAAAAUUAAAUCAGGAAAGAAAAUCUGGAAGUGGUGAUUUUGAAGCAAGAAACAACUGCCAGGCCUACUACUGCCAUUCCCUCGCUCUUGUCUUCAUUGAGCACACAGUGUUACAGAGGUAUCAUGAAUAUACACACCAGUCCAGCAUACCAGCUCCUCUUCAGCUGGUCCUGAGUCGUCUCAGUGCUUUGUAUGGACUCUGGUCUCUAAGUCAGCACAUGGGAGUGCUCUAUCAAGAUGGAUAUUUUUCUGGUGAACAAGCAGGUAAAGUGAUAAAGAAUGCUAUUUUGGACCUGUGAGCAAAGCUGAAAGAUGAUGCAGUUGCCCUGGUAGAUGUUAUCGCUCCUCCGGACUUCAUUCUGAACUCACCAAUUGGCAGGGCCAAUGGCGAGCUGUAUAAAAACCUCUGGACCACUGUCCUUCAGGGAAAGAAUGUCCUAGAGAGGGCAUCAUGGUGGGCUGAAUUUUCUGCCUAUAAACCUACCAUAGGAAGUUUAACAUCAAAACUCUAGAUUGAGCAUGAAUGCUAAGGUACCACUUGGACAUUUAUCCUUGAGCACUUGCAUCCUUUCUACAAAGAUCCACGCUCGGAGGGCUAUCAUUCUGGCAUCCUAUUUGACUACAUACAGAAGACUUUGAACAGCACCACUAUUUCCCAGGACAGCAUAUCUGUUCUUAUCAAUCAAUUCUGGAUACACACCAAUCUUGUUUAGCAGUAUUUGCUUCCUUGCUUAGGAUAAUUUAUAAUUUACUGUUAUAAUUUUAUGCUUAUCAUGAUUUGCUACAUAAAAUGGAAACAUGGUAAAAUAUAUUUUCCUUGAUAAGUGAACAGACUAUUUAGAUUGAGAUUUAUUUAGAUUAUUUGAACUUCAUACAUUCUAUUUUUUUAUUUAAAUCUGUUGAUCAUAGUCACUCAUUAAGUGCCUUCUUUAUGAAAUUUAUUACAUUAAUUCCUGAGGGAGAUAACAAAUAUAAAAAAAAGAAAAAAGUCCUUCAAGGAGUUUAUGUUAUAUCAAUAAUAGAGUCUGGAUAAAAUAUUUAUGUAGAUAAAAAUAAUUUAUCUUAGAAUAUGGUACAAUUAGAAAAAGAAUUCAAGAUGCUGUGAAAUAAAAUUAAGGAGACAUUAUUUCCAGUUCGGGGAAAUCAAUGAAGACUUAAUGGAGGAGUUAGCAUUUGAAGAAUAUAACAGGGAGAGGUAACAAUGGACAACAUUCCACAAGAGCAAGAACUUGGAAAGUGGAAAGUAUGGGGUAUGUGCCUUGUGGGAAGUUGGUGCUUAGCAAACAUUUAUUCCAUGUCCAGGGAUUCCAGGCCUUUGCUCUUUUCAAUCAAUCUGGGAAUGUCUGCUUCACUGAAUUCUUUGUGGUGUUUGAGAUUUACUCUAAAUUCAGAUUAGCUUCUUUUACAUAAUCAUUGCAAUUCAAUUUCAUUAAUCUGGUCUAAAUAAGGAAACACAAAGUCUGAAUUAUGGAUUUGAGGAAGCAUUGGGGUUUCAUUGCUUUUAAGCAUUUAACUGAAAGUAACCAUCAAGAAAAUGUCUUUAAGAAGAGAGAAGAAAUCUAGAGCUCAUUUGCUAGAUCAUUGCUAAUUUGAGGCAUUCAUUAUAUCCAUUUGUUCCCUUCAUUGAUUAAACAUGUUUCUCCUUUUCAUCAAGUAAAAUAAAUCUAUUGCAAUUUUGUUUAGAGUACUCAUUUGUUUAGUAACCUGUUCUCCAUAAGUAAUGCAAAGGUAAUUUCAGACCAGG
Molecule: messenger RNA, 3382 nt
Organism: Sarcophilus harrisii (Tasmanian devil)
Lineage: Eukaryota; Metazoa; Chordata; Mammalia; Dasyuromorphia; Dasyuridae
Product: peroxisomal acyl-coenzyme A oxidase 3-like
Biological process (GO): fatty acid beta-oxidation using acyl-CoA oxidase; lipid homeostasis
Cellular component (GO): peroxisome
Molecular function (GO): fatty acid binding; FAD binding; pristanoyl-CoA oxidase activity
Source: RefSeq, a predicted model, not a curated record